CUUCAAGUUCAUUAGAGCAGAGAAAUUAAAGAAAGAAAGCCACACAUAAUCAUCAUGAUUAAGACUCCAACAGUACUAGUUAUUCCAUAUCCAGCUCAGGGGCAUGUAAACCCCAUGAUGAGCUUUUCACAUAAGCUGGUUGAUCAUGGAUGCAAUAUCAUCUUUGUCAACUCAGACUUCAACCAUAAGAGAGUCGUCAGAUCCAUGGACAACAACAAUGGAUCAUCUUCACCAAUCAAAUUGGUGUCAAUCCCAGAUGGGUUGGGACCUGAACAUGACAGAGUCAAUUUAGGAGAGUUAUCUGUUUCUAUAUUGAGCACCAUGCCUUCAAAGCUUGAGAAGCUGAUAGAAGAUCUUCAAUUGAAUGAGGGCAUUAAAGUAACUUGCGUUGUUGCUGAUGUGUUCAUGGGUUGGGCUUUGCAAGUUGCAAAGAAAGUGGGAAUCAAAGGAGCUUACUUUUGGCCUGCGUCAGCAUCAGUGUUUGUGUUGCAGUAUAACGUCCCCAAGCUUAUUGCUGAUGGCAUCCUAGAUACUGAUGGGUCACCAACAUCAACAACAAAGACCUUUUGGUUAUCCUCUUGUAUUCCAGCAAUGGACAUCAAAGUCAUAUGGUGGUUAAAUUUGUUUGACCCUUUAGUUCAAAAGAGAUUUUUUAAGUAUGUGGUGGAGUGCCUCCGAGAUUCAGAUAAUGUAACUGACUGGUGGUUGUGCAAUAGUACAUAUGAACUUGAACCACAAGCAUUUUCUUGUGUGCCAAAUUUAUUGCCAGUAGGCCCAUUAUCCAGAACCUAUGAUGAUAAUAAUAAAAGUGUAGCUCCAAGAUCCUUGGGACAAUUCUGGGAAGAAGAUUUGUCUUGUAUGAAUUGGCUUGAUCAACAACAAAACAAUUCUGUUGUGUAUGUAGCAUUUGGUAGUAUUGCUCUUUUCGACCAAAAACAAUUUACUGAGCUAGCUCUUGGGCUCGAGCUGACGAACAGACCCUUUCUUUGGGUUGUUCGUCAAGAUCCCAAUUGCGAGAAUAAAAUGUCUCUUCCAGACGAAUUUAAGGGGAAUCGAGGUAAAAUAAUUGGAUGGGCUCCUCAACAGAAGGUUCUAAGCCACCCUGCCAUAGCUUGUUUUGUAAGUCAUUGUGGUUGGAAUUCAAUUCUGGAAGGUUUGACUAAUGGAGUUCGCUUCUUGUGUUGGCCCUAUUUUGCUGACCAAUUUUUCAAUCAAAGAUACAUUUGUGAUGUAUUAAAGGUUGGAUUGGGAUUUGAUUUGGAUGAAAAUGGAUUAAUCUCACGUGGUGAGAUUAAAGCCAAAGUGGAUCAACUGCUUGGUGAUGAGAACACAACACCAAGGUCUCAUAAGCUCAUGGAGAAGUUAAAGCAUAACAUUGGAGAAAGAGGUGCUUCUUCAAGGAACUUAAACAGGUUUCUUACUUGGUUGAAACAUUGAAUUGCUUACUUAUGAACAAAUAAGAAUUAGGGUGAA
Molecule: messenger RNA, 1473 nt
Organism: Arachis duranensis
Lineage: Eukaryota; Viridiplantae; Streptophyta; Magnoliopsida; Fabales; Fabaceae
Product: UDP-glycosyltransferase 83A1
Exons: 2
Coding region: 55-1437 (460 amino acids)
Molecular function (GO): UDP-glycosyltransferase activity
Source: RefSeq, a predicted model, not a curated record